AUGCCACCACAGGCUCAUGCAGGCCAGUCCUUGCGAAUAUCCAUUGCUGUUGCAGCAUUGGCUUCAAAGCCUCCCGAACUUUCGGUCGCUUCGCAUAUACUCGCUUUACGGGACAAGUUUCCUCUCGACAAUUGUUCUCAGCAAGAGGCAUCCUCUAGCACCUCGGAUGACUGGAAGUCGCGGGCGUUAGCAUUGGAGAGGGAGAUAUCGCAGCUCAAGCGGCGAGGGCACGAAGGUACCAUCUCUGCACCUCCUGCACUACGAUCUUGGUCUCCGAAGCUGUCAUCGUCAUCCCAAAAAGAAGAUACGCGUUGGGUUACCCAGCAUGCACCAAGCCCGGAAGAUAUCGUCAAGAAUUUACUUGAAAAACUUAAAGAGCGCUACGCAGAAGACACCACCUCGACGUCUCCCUCACAACUGCUCUCGUCUUUUGAUCUUCUCCGGCAAGCUCUUGCUAAUGACGCUCCCGACGCCGCACUCUUCAACAGGAUUACCCUACAGGUCGUCGCGGAGCUCUCUCCCUUUGUGCAAGAUCUAGUCUCCCCCGGAAGUCCCUUGUUCGCGGACGCUGAGACGCUUCAAGUAGUCUCGGUGCUACUGAUGCAUGUCUUGUGUGCUGCCGGCAUUGUCGCUGAGAAAAUUGGUCCAUCGGGAAAUCUUGACGACAAUAAUCAGGUCGAAGCAAACGAUCCCCUGCGUACCCUAGUUUCGACCGUGUUUCAACGAGAAACUAACACGAUUUUGCCAGAGCAACUCUCCUACUACUUCCUCACCAUUUACCGAAUUUCGACUGCAGUUUCUGGUCUUGCUCAAUGCCUCCCUCCGCACAUUGGAUGA
Coniophora puteana RWD-64-598 SS2 is the source of this 837-nucleotide messenger RNA. RefSeq lists its product as uncharacterized. Lineage: Eukaryota; Fungi; Basidiomycota; Agaricomycetes; Boletales; Coniophoraceae. The record is from RefSeq and is a predicted model, not a curated record. Bases 1 to 837 code for a protein of 278 amino acids. The transcript is spliced from 6 exons.